This is a messenger RNA of Rana temporaria (common frog), 4029 nucleotides long. RefSeq names its product spermatogenesis associated serine rich 2 (gene SPATS2). Bases 284 to 1912 code for a protein of 542 amino acids. Gene Ontology annotation, cellular component: cytoplasm. NCBI's taxonomy places the organism in Eukaryota, Metazoa, Chordata, Amphibia, Anura, Ranidae. Gene Ontology annotation, molecular function: protein binding. The record is from RefSeq and is a predicted model, not a curated record. The transcript has 13 exons.
CUAUUGUGAGGAUUCUCCACCUUCUGCCGCUCGAGAAGACACGGCACCGGAGACACGGGAGGUCGGUUUCGGAGCAGUUCGGUCACGCAGGCGCCUCAGGAAGGGGACGAGGGGCCGUGUUCGGGCGCUGGAAGGCCAAAGAAGACGUUGGUAAGGAACUGGCCCAAGUGAUGUAAGGAAGCAUUUAUUCACUUUCCUGGCACCAAACUCCUAAAAUAUUGUCAAGCUACGCCUGUGGACAAGCAAACUUCUUGCUUUGAAUUCCUAACGUAUUCUUUUAAAGAUGUCUCGAAAACACAGUAAUAAGGAUCCAAUCGGCUUUGUCUUUGACGUUCAAUCUAAUACUGUGAUGGCUCAAGGAGGCUCCUAUGAGAAUAUGAAGGAAAAGAUCCAUGCAGUUCGUGCCAUUGUUCCAAACAAGAGUAACAAUGAGAUCAUCCUGGUACUACAGCACUUUGAUAACUGCGUGGACAGGACGGUGCAGGCAUUCAUGGAAGGAAACGCUGUUGAGGUCUUAAAGGAGUGGACUGUGCUUGGCAAGAAAAAGAACAAGAAGAAGAAGCCCAAGACAAAAACAGAAGCUGCACCUCCUAGCAGUACACCAGAUGCUGUGAAAUCCGCACCUACAGAAGGGGAACAAAGUACUGCACCCUCGGAUAAAGGUGGACUGAAUGGCUAUCAUGUCAAUGGCACCACUAAUGACACAGAGUCAGUGGAUUCCCUCAGUGAGGGCUUAGAUACACUUUCUUUAGAUGCUAGAGAAUUGGAGGACUCUGAACCUACUACACCUGAUGUAUCUGACCACCCAGGGUCCACAUUCCACAAUGGCCGUCCAGACUUAGAGCUGAAGUUGACAGCUUCCCACCUUCCUCAAAAUUCCCAUCAUAAAAGCGUACCGACUGACCACAGGCAUUCUAAUAAAGUCCGCUCUGGAAGUGUUUCAAGUUCUCAUUCAUUUGCUUCAUCUGUCACAGAUGAUUCCUACCUAUCCACAGGGUCUAAAAAGCUUGGUGCCAACAUUGAGAAAUCUGUUAAAGACUUACAGCGAUGCUCGGUGUCCUUGGCACGUUAUCGCAUAGUAGUAAAGGAAGAAAUGGACAGCUCUAUCAAGAAAAUGAAGCAGGUUUUUCAAGAACUGCAGAGCUGCCUCAUGGACAGAGAAGUGGCACUUUUAGCAGAAAUGGACAAAGUGAAAGCUGAAGCAAUGGAGAUUCUGGACAGCCGACAUAAGAAAGCAGAAGAGCUGAAGAAACUCACAGAUGUGGCUGUGCGCAUGUCUGAAGAGCAGCUGGCAGAGCUCCGUGCUGAUAUUAAGCAUUUUGUCAGUGAGCGGAAGUAUGAUGAGGAAAUGGGUCGUGCUGCACGCUUCACAGCUGACUUGGAACCUGUGAAGAAGAGCUUAGAGUCUUUUGGACAAGUUUCCCAUCCAAAGAACAAUUAUUCUGCUCGCUCUCGCUGUUGUUCCCUAACAAGUCCCAGUAAUACCUCUGCUCCAUCCACUACUGAAAUCUCCUCUAAUCCAAGCCUUACUUCAUCCAAUCGAAAGGCUACAGUCUCAGGAGACUCACCUGUGGCAACAAGUCAUUAUGGCCCCAGACAGCCUCCAAGACAGGGACCUCCAGCCAAUAAAAGACCAGGGCAAGGUUAUCGACCUCAGGGCCAACGACAAAACUACCAAACUAAUAAUCUGAGAUACGACAACCGAAACCGGAACAACAACUGGUAUCAUUCCAAUCCACGAAACCAGAGCUACAAUCCUCAGGCACAUCGUCAGCCCGGUGACCAGACAUCCACCUAUUCCGGCACGAAUGGACCUGCUGCCACCUCAGAGCCCGUCCAAACAGGGGUUUUAGACCCUGAAAACAAGGCCCUACCACAGCGUAAGCCGAGAGGGAACCCAUCUGCCUCCUGAGUUGGAAAGAACUUCAUGCCUUUAGUCCGCACUUUCAAUGUUCAACUCCAUAACUUGACUUUAGAAAACUGUUAGGUUUAUUAACAAAGAGAAACGUUUACAGCCAGCUGUUCCGUGCCACUUUUUCCUCUUUAUCCUGUCUUAUAUAUUUUUUUUCAAAGCCUCACUUUCAGCCUCUUUCUUUUCAAUGUGUUAAAUGGACUGUUGCAUUAGACUUCAAGCAAUUGCUUCUAAUUCAACAAUGGGCUCUUCUAGGAGUUCCACAAUGUGUUUUGUAUCCCUGUUUCUCUCACUAUCAGAUGAUGAUUGUCUGUGAGAACGGACAGUUGCUGGCUGAGACAGAACAUGUCGUUCUAGUGGCAUGCCAGCUUUUUCCACUGCUGUAAUGACAACUUUGCAAAAUUCUAGCUCAUGGGCUCCCAGCAACUUGCAGCUUCUUGAGUUAUUCAGUCUGUGCUUGUUUAUACAGAGUAAAUUAGCCAGUGUCAUGAAAGCAGCGGUUCUGUGGCCAAUAUUUGGAGCUUUUCAACAUUGUAUUUCUCGUUUGUCCCUUUAUCUCAAGUUACUCCCAAGAAAAACCCAUUUCUCUGUCUUUAAAGUGCCUUGUUUUUGUAAUGGGGUAAGCAGAUUCUUCUCAUUCCCACCCUUUCAUACAUUCCCUGAAUACAGUUUUUUUUUUUUUUAUUAUUAUUAUUAUUGGGCUGAGUUAGGAAGGAAGCAUUAAUUUUUUAGGAUGCUGAAGCUGUAUUCGUUCCUAAAUAUUCUGAAUGAAUGAAAACAGGUUGACAGCAGAGUGUGAGGACAUGGUCAGGCAUGCCACUGUUUUCCCUAAUAUUCGGCCAGUGCAUCUGUUCUUUUAGAAAUAAUUUUCUUCGGUACCUAGAACCAACUUUUAGACUCUACUGCUCAGGAUUUCAGAGUCCAUUUGGAGCUAAUCUAGUCUUAUUUCUUCCACCUUCCCUUCUUUCUUGCUCCUUUUUACGCAAUUUGUUUUUGUUUUAAUAAAAUUGCACUGUCCUGUCGCUGUGGCUGAUUAAUAGACAGCAGGCUGCAAGCUGUUUGUUCCCAUAUGAUUCUGUGAAUUCAUCAUGACAGUGCCCUCUUCCUUACCGUUUUCUCUUGUCCAAAGAUGCACCUUUCACCAAUAUUCAUGUGUCUUGUUUUUCUUUUGUUCAUUGCAAAGUUAGGAUUGGUUUAGUUUUAGUAAUAUGAUAAAUCACCUCUAUUCUAAGGGCUAUAGUGUUGAUACUUCCAUAGUACAACACAUAACUAUUAUGUGAUAUUAAAUGCAUUACAUGUAUCCAUUGCAGGUGUUAUGCAACAAAAAUGAAGGAGAGGCCUGAUCGUGUAGUUCAGAACUUUGUACAUCUUCUAGCUGUUUCCCUUAUCUGGCCAUUUGCCAUUACUGCAGCUGCAUAUAACAUUCCUUAGCGAAGCAAGGGAACGCAUUUUUUCCCUAUGAAGACAACCCUGUGGCUCCAACAUGUGCUCCAGGGAUAUCAACAUAGUUCAGUUAUAAGAAAGGAACAUUUUAAUGAAUUAGAAUGGGAGAAUAAGCUUUCCAGAAAUGAACAAUGUUGAGGUAUUGCAUGGAUAGUCAUUUGACUUGCAAUCUGGAGUCAAUCCAAUGGUAUAAAAAAAGGGCCACAUGUGUUUAUUCCAGACUGUCAUUAGCGGUGGCAUAUUGCCCCGUUAUUUGAUACAUUUUUUGGCAUACAUUGAUCUUGAUGUGACCACACUUUGGUCAUUUGCAUGUGACGUCAGUGAUUUCCUUCAUUGGUAGGCUGAGGGUUUCGGAGAUUAAGAAGUGGUAAAACUCUGUGUUGAUUGGAGAAAAAAAUUAUAAGUAUCUCAAACACAGCUUGCCACUCUUUAUUUUUUAUGUUUUCUACAUUCACAGUGCUAUUAAACAUCCCUUUACCCAGAGCCUUCAUCAAGACAUGCAUAUUUUUUCCUGACCAUGUGUGUCUGUUAUACUGUGCAUGCACUACACAAGUACUGCAGUCAAAUUUCUUGUAAGAUAAAAUAUGCCUUAGUGAAGCCUCUAUAAAAACACAACUGACUGCAUUACUAGGUUUGUAAAAUGUUGCUCUAAAUAUACUAUUUUGUUCUCGUUA